GCACUCCUGGCCAACAUGGCGGCGGCGGCGGGGGUCGGGCGGGAUAGUUUACCUGAGCACUGGUCCUACGGGGUCUGCAGAGACGGCCGCGUCUUCUUUAUCGAUGACCAGCGCCGCUGCACCUCCUGGCUGCACCCGCGCACCGGGGAGCCGGUCAACUCGGGCCACAUGAUCCGUUCAGACCUGCCCCGCGGCUGGGAGGAGGGCUUCUCCGAGGAAGGCGCCAGCUACUUCAUAGACCACAAUCAGCAGACCACAACAUUUAGGCAUCCUGUGACUGGACAGUUUUCUCCAGAAAAUAUUGAAUUCAUUCUUCAGGAAGGGUCAAAUUCGCAUAUGUCAAAGCAAGAGUUUAUGAACCAGAGACCCUCCAGCAUGGUCAGUGAGACAUCCACAGUUGGAACUACAUCCACUCUGGAUAUGAAAUCAGGACCAAGGGUUAUCAAGACUAACAAGAUUCACAGCUUUGGGAAAAGGGACCAGUCUAUCAGAAGAAACCCCAAUGUCCCUGUGGUGGUGAGAGGCUGGCUGCACAAACAGGACAGCUCUGGGAUGCGAUUAUGGAAGAGAAGAUGGUUUGUGCUCGCCGAUUACUGUUUGUUCUACUAUAAAGACAGUCGAGAAGAAGCUGUUCUAGGGAGCAUCCCUCUGCCCAGCUAUGUGAUCUCUCCUGUUGGGCCAGAAGACCGAAUAAACCGCAAGUAUUCCUUUAAGGCUGUCCACAAUGGCAUGCGGGCCCACAUCUACAACAGCUCUGGCAUUGACUUUCCGGCGGAGCACUCGGGGAUGAGAACUUACUAUUUCAGUGCUGACACUCAAGAAGAUAUGAACGGCUGGAUCAGAGCCAUGAACCAGGCUGCCCUACUACAGUCUCGAGCAUCACUGAAGCGGGAUGCCGAGAGGACAGAGCGGCAAGCUGUCCCACAAGCCAACCAUACAGACCCCUGUCGAGAGUGUGGCCGCAUGGCCCCUGGACAUACCAGGGACUGCUCCCAGCGAGCCCACAAUGAUGCCUGCUUUGACAGGCCCGAGCAAGACGAUGAGGAACGCUACGGCUUCCAAAGGGACCCUCUGGAGGGGAAGCGGGAAAGGGGGAAGUCCAAGUCCCCCUAUCCAGCCACUGAGGCAGACUCCUUCUUUGUGGACUUACCCAGUGGUCCCAGGGCUCAGUCAGCCCAACCUCAGCUAACGGAGAGGAACGGCGUGCUGCCUAGUUCCUUUGGUGGGGGCACUGGGCUUGGGGAGCAGAAUGGGACUGGUGGGUAUAAGAGGGUUAUCCAUCCCCGAACCAACCCUGAAAAGCAUGCCCAGAGGAGGAGUAACAUGGCGCAGGUGGAGAACUGGGUGAAGGUACAGAAAGGAGACGGCAAAAGCCUUGUCUCAGACCAGAUACGAUUCCUCCAGCAGGGCCCUGGCCAGUCCCUGUCCUUCUCAGAGAACUACCAGACCCUGCCCAAGAACACCCGACAUUCCUCAGGCAGCUCGCCACCUCCACUCCGCAACUUGCCCAGUGAUUACAAAUAUGCCCAGGACCGAGCCAGUCACCUGAAGAUGUCCAGUGAGGAGCGCCGGGCGCACCGGGACGGCACCGUCUGGCAGCUAUACGAAUGGCAGCAGAGGCAGCAAUUCAAGCACGGGAACCCCACGGCCCCCAUCUAUGCAGGCUCUCCGGAGUUUGCCGAUCAGGGCCGGAGCAAGAGCAUGCUGGAGGUGCCCCGCUCCAUCUCUGUGCCACCAUCUCCAUCAGACAUCCCUCCCCUAGGCCCGCCCCGGCUUUUUCCAACCCGGAGGCCGCACACACCAGCCGAGCGGGUCACUGUGAAGCCACUGGAACAGAGGCGGAGUGUGGACAUUUCACUAGGGGGGUCACCCAGGAAGGCCCGAGCCCACACUCUCAAGAACUCCUCCCAUGUGGACAGACGCUCCAUGCCAUCCAUGGGGUAUAUGACACACACUGUUAGUGCUCCCAGUUUACAUGGAAAGUCGCCUGAAGAGUUAACAUUACUUCUCAUUCGAUUAAGGAGACAUCAGGCUAAGUUGGCUAGUGUGCGAAAUUACACAAUCGCCCAAUUACUGCAACAUGAGCCAACAAUUCCCACCUACCAGGCUGAUGACACCUACCUUCAGCUGAAGAAAGACCUGGAGUAUCUAGACUUAAAGAUGACCCGUGACACUCUUAAGGACAGAAGUCUGAAGCCUGUGAAAGUAGCUGAGAGUGAUAUUGACGUAAAAUUAAGCAUCCUCUGUGAACAAGAUAGGGUCCUGCAGGACUUAGAAGACAAGAUAAGAGCCCUCAAGGAGAACAAAGAUCAGCUGGAGUCAGUCCUGGAGGUCUUGCACAGACAGAUGGAACAGUACAAAGACCAGCCCCAGCAUUCAGAAAAGAUUUCUUACCAACAAAAGCUGCUGCAAGAGGAUCUCGUUCACAUACGAGCAGAGAUAUCUAAGCUUUCAACAGAAAUGGAAAAUGCCUGGAAUGAAUACCUGAAGCUGGAAAACGAUGUCAGUCAGCUGAAACAGACUUUACAGAGGCAGAGUCGAAGAUCCUUCUUUCUGCCUCAGGAGAGAUCUCAGAUCCAGAAGGAUCUUUGGAGGAUUGAAGAUGUCACUGCUGGCCUGAGUACAAAUAAAGCAAACUUCAGAAUCUUAGUGGAAUCCUUCAAGAACCCAGAAAGAAAAACCGUGCCUUUGUUUCUUCACACGCCUGUGCCUUCAGUCCUCAAGUCUCUGGGCACUUCAGAGAGCAAACAACCCCCUCAGACUAGCCCUCCAAACAGCCCUCCAUGGGCCAGCCCUGCAAAGACACCCCUGGAGGUUCGCCUCUUUCCGCAGCUACAGACAUAUGUGCCCCGUAGAACCCGUCCACUCCAGGUGAGAAGAGUGACCUGUAUCGGCCAGCCCCUUUCCAAGCUGAUGCCAAAAACUGAAGAUGAGGCACCACCCCGACCCCCACUCCCUGAGCAAUACAGCCCAGAGGACCCACCUCCAGCUGUGCCUCCUCUUCCUCGGGAAGCCACCAUCAUCCGCCACACCUCUGUGAGGGGCCUCAAGCGGCAGUCGGACGAGAGGAAGAGAGACCGAGAGCUGGGGCAGUGUGUGAAUGGGGAUUCCAAGGUUGAGCUUCGUUCAUAUAUGAGUGAGCCUGAGCUGGCUUCCCUCAGUGGUGACAUGAACCAGUCCUCCCUUGGAUUUGUGGGCCCUGACAGUGGCUACCAGACACUACCUGGGCGAGGUUUUUCCGGCUCCACAUCCGGGCUCCAGCAAUCAUCCACCAUUCCUUCCUACGUUACCCUCAGGAGGGGAUUAAAUGCGGAUGGCUCAAAGAGAUCCAAGAGUGCCUUGGAACGGCUGUAUUCUGGGGACCACCUGAGGGGCAAGAUGAGCGCCGAGGAACAGCUAGAGAGGAUGAAGCGCCACCAGAAGGCCCUCGUCCGAGAACGCAAGAGGACGCUGAGCCAAGGCGAGAAGCAGAGCACGUCCCACACCUUCAGCCGGCACAGCCCUGGAGACCUCGGCUCAUGGAAGCGAGAACAGGAGUUUGAUUUGCAAUUGCUUGAGAGGGUCAUGCAAGGAGGCGAGAAAGAUGAGGAUGGCUGGCUGAAAGUAAAGGCUACUCCUGUGACCGAAAUGGACCUAGAGCCUCAAGACUAUGACAUAGACAUCAGCAGAGAGCUGUCCAAGCCAGAUAAGGUAUCCAUCCCCGAACGCUACGUGGACUUGGAGCCCGAGGAGCCACUCAGCCUGGAAGAGUUAGAGGCAAGGUUCCGCAAAGCUGAGAAGAUCCGCAACCUCCUCACCCGCUCGAGCAUGCACAACUUGCAGCCUCUGACCACCCAGGACAAACACCGCUCGGCCGAUCUUGACUCCCAGCUUCAGGAACAAGAACGCAUCUUCCACAUCUCCCACACCCUGGCUUCUGAAGCCUCCCAGCGAAGCAAGCAGGUGGCAGCUCAACAGUCGGCCUUGCUGUACAAGGGCCUCCCCUCACCUUCUGUACCACAGCCCCCCUUAAGCAAUGGAUUUCACUACACGUUUGUCUAAGCACCUUCCAACCCAAGCUGUAACUGACCAGUGACCCGUGUCCCGAAGAGAGGUCUGGAGCUGAGAGCCCAUGGAGCCAACACCCUUGGAGAAGAUCACUUACUUUUCCCAAAGGAAAUUCCAAGAACCUUGGGAAAGGUUUUCUGAAGGGGAGGACAAGAGAGGAGAAGGGACACACUCCCCCCCCCCCAACAAUCCUGUGAAUGAAUUACUGUAGACUAGUCACACACUCACACACACACACACACACACACACACACACACCCCACUUUUGUUUUAGUUCUGACUUUUAUAAAUGUAUAAAAAGGCACUUUUAAUACAUGCUGUAAAAUACUGACACUAUUUUAGAAACAAUAUAUUUUUUAACAAUCUCAAGGGCUGAGUGGAUGGAAAGGUAUUUAUACAGAUGUGGCAGGGUUAGGGGGGAGACACACACACACACACACACACACACGAGGUUCAGUUACACAUUUGGGGGCGGGGCAGGAGAGAGAGGAGAGGACAUGAAAUCACCAAUCACCACCGACUCUUAAAAAAGCAUAUUAUGCUUGAGAUGAACCUAGGUGAGAAUUUAGCUUGAGAAUGGCUUCCCCAGAGCAUGAGUCAAAAGACAACAGGGAUUCUGCUGGGAGGAAGGAGCUGACCAUCCCUCCUACUGUCUCACUGGAGCCAAGGAUUCCUAUCCUGCCUUGACUAUGUCAUUUAUGUUUAGCAUUGUUAACAGCAGCCCCAGGCGCUAGCUGCCCCUUGGUCAGAGGUGUGCAGAGGCUGGAUUCUGACCAUCUUGCCACCUUUUGGCAAUGUAUACACUUACAGCGUAUGGACCUUUGGAAGGAAUUGGGUCUUCUACCAGAAUUCUUUUUAAAAAUCACUUGUAAGAAAUAAAUGAAUAAAAUUUGGAAAUAGCAAAUGGAGAGAGAGAAAGAGAAGCGAUUCAAGCCAUGUAGUAAGCAAUAACUGAACCCACAUCUUGAUUUUCUCUUCAGUUGUCUUCAAAUGCAAGAUAUGGCUUGCUGGACUGUCAAGUGAGUCCAGAAGGGCCUUUGAUGUCCAUUUUCCUGCAGAAACUUGGUUUCCUACAGAAAUAAAAGAGUGACACACCAGGACUUUACAUUGAGUGGCCAGCCCCAAAAGAGGAGGAGGGAGUGGGUCACCAAGAUGUUUGCAGUGUUUUGCAAGACUUUUAACGUGUUCCAGUUAUGUUUUCCUGCAUUGAAAAAAAAAAUGUUUAAAAAAAUCUAGCGAGUGGAACUGCAAGUUACUGAUUAAUAUAAAAAUUCCUAUUGUUUUUUGACUCUAUUCAGAAAAAAAUUAUUCUUAAAUCUAUUUAGAAGACAGUCUAUUUUUAACUCACUCCAGUUACUGCCAGUGUCAACUUCAUAACACUUGCCAAAAUAAAAUGGUUUUAUUUUUGCCUUUAUAAAAAAUUUUGUUGAAAAAAAAAGGAAAUGAAUAUUUUGCAAGAAAAAGUUAAUUUAAAUAAAAGUGUAAUGGUUUGCAAAAAAAAAAAAAAGUAUGU
Messenger RNA from Dromiciops gliroides (monito del monte), 5560 nucleotides. RefSeq names its product pleckstrin homology domain containing A7 (gene PLEKHA7). Gene Ontology annotation, cellular component: pore complex; zonula adherens. Gene Ontology annotation, molecular function: protein binding. Gene Ontology annotation, biological process: epithelial cell-cell adhesion; cell-cell adhesion mediated by cadherin; pore complex assembly. The record is from RefSeq and is a predicted model, not a curated record. NCBI's taxonomy places the organism in Eukaryota, Metazoa, Chordata, Mammalia, Microbiotheria, Microbiotheriidae. The transcript has 29 exons. Bases 16 to 4041 code for a protein of 1341 amino acids.